This is a messenger RNA of Caenorhabditis remanei, 204 nucleotides long. RefSeq lists its product as uncharacterized. NCBI's taxonomy places the organism in Eukaryota, Metazoa, Nematoda, Chromadorea, Rhabditida, Rhabditidae. The record is from RefSeq and is a predicted model, not a curated record. The transcript has a single exon. Bases 1 to 204 code for a protein of 67 amino acids.
AUGGGAAUACCAACCAAAGUAUCGACACAAUCAGCUCUGGCAGUAUCAAUCCAAACUCUAGCAUCUUGCUCAUUUUUGAAAUGUUCUCCACCCGACCAAAGUGCCAACUCCAUCACAUUCUUGGCUUUUGUCAAACUGUUGGAUUUAUCCUCUUGGAGGAGAACUGCACAAGCAGAAAGAGCUCGAGAGAAGCGCGAUCUGUAA